This is a messenger RNA of Sordaria macrospora k-hell, 2991 nucleotides long. RefSeq lists its product as uncharacterized. Gene Ontology annotation, molecular function: carbohydrate binding; alpha-glucosidase activity. Gene Ontology annotation, cellular component: glucosidase II complex. The record is from RefSeq and is a predicted model, not a curated record. NCBI's taxonomy places the organism in Eukaryota, Fungi, Ascomycota, Sordariomycetes, Sordariales, Sordariaceae. Gene Ontology annotation, biological process: carbohydrate metabolic process; N-glycan processing.
AUGCUGGGCUCGGGCCAGCUGUCCAUGUCGGGAGGCUGGACGGCAUAUCUCUGUCUUGCAUCUGCCUUGACCGGCCUGUUUGUUCCAGCUGUUGCCGUCAAGGAGCACGAUUUCAAGAAAUGCGACCAGACCGGUUUCUGUAAGCGCAACCGGGCCUUUGCCGACCACGUUCUAAGCAAUACCGCAUGGGAGUCGCCUUACAACAUUAUCGCCGAGUCGGCUUCCUUCAAGGGCGGUCAAUUGCAGGCCACCAUUCUCAAGACCAUCAACGACGCCGGCGAGGCCGUCCGCCUUCCCAUCACCGUUUCCUUCCUCGAAUCCGGAACCGCACGUGUCACCGUCGACGAAGAAAAGAGACAAAAGGGCGAGAUCGAGCUUCGCCAUGACAGCAAGGCCAGAAAGGAACGCUACAAUGAGGCCGAGCAGUGGGUUAUCGUCGGCGGGCUGACCCUCGACAAGGAGGCCAAGGUCGACUACGAGGAUAAGACUCAGAUCACCGUUCAAUACGGCCCCGAGUCCAAGUUCGAGGCCACCAUCAAGUUCGCCCCCUUCUCUAUCGACUUUAAGCGCGAUGGUGCCACACAUAUCAAGUUGAACGACAAGGGCUUGUUGAACAUGGAACACUGGAGGCCCAGGAUCGAGUCCCCUCCUGCGCCCGAGAAGAAGGAGGGCGAGGAGAAUAGCAGCGAGGCCGAGACUACCGAAACCGCUGAGACUGCUGAGACUACCGCUGCCCAGAUUCCUGAGGCGUACCCUGGUGAGGACCAAAACACUUGGUGGGACGAGAGCUUCGGCGGAAACACCGACUCCAAGCCCCGUGGUCCCGAAAGCGUUGCCCUGGAUAUCUCUUUCGUCGGUUAUGAUCACAUCUACGGUAUCCCUUCGCAUACUGGCCCCUUGUCUCUCAGGCAGACUCGUGGCGGCGAAGGCAACUACAACGAGCCGUACCGCAUGUACAACGCCGAUGUGUUCGAGUAUAUCCUUGACAGCCCUAUGACCCUGUACGGAUCCAUCCCGUUCCUGCAGGCCCAUCGCAAGGAUUCGAGUGUUGGUAUCUUCUGGCUUAACGCUGCCGAGACUUGGGUUGAUAUUACCAAGGAGAAGGAGUCCAAGAACCCACUCGCCUUGGGUAUUGGUUCCAAGACGAACACCAACACUCACUGGAUUUCUGAGACCGGUCUCCUGGAUGUGUUCGUCUUCCUGGGCCCUACUCCUCAGGACCUUAUCCGCAAGUAUUCCGAACUCACCGGUACCACCGCCAUGCCUCAAGAGUUUUCCCUCGGCUACCAUCAGUGCCGCUGGAACUACGUGUCGGACGAGGAUGUCAAGGAUGUUGAUCGCAAGAUGGACAAGUACAACAUUCCGUACGAUGUCAUCUGGCUUGAUAUCGAGUACACCGAUGACAAGAAGUACUUCACCUGGGAUGCCCAUAGCUUUGCCGACCCCAUUGGCAUGGGCAAGCAGCUUGAGGCCCAUGGACGCCAGCUGGUUACCAUUAUCGAUCCCCAUAUCAAGAAUGUUGACGGUUAUACAGUCUCUUCCGAGCUCAAGUCUCAGCACUUUGCUGUCAACAACAAGGAUGGCGAGAUCUUCGAGGGUUGGUGCUGGCCCGGCUCAUCUAACUGGGUUGACGGCUUCAAUGCCGCCGCCCGAAAGUGGUGGGCCACGCUUUUCAAGUACGCCAAGUUUGAGGGUUCCAUGAGGAACACCUGGAUUUGGAACGACAUGAACGAGCCCUCCGUGUUCAACGGCCCUGAGACGACGAUGCCCAAGGACAACCUUCACUACGGUAACUGGGAGCAUCGUGACCUUCACAACUUGAAUGGAUUGACAUUCCAUAACGCUACUUUCGAGGCCCUCAAGUCUCGCGAGAAGGGCGAGUACCGUCGUCCCUUCGUUCUUACCCGCUCCUUCUUUGCUGGCUCUCAACGUCUCGGCGCUAUGUGGACUGGUGAUAACCAGGCUGCGUGGGAUCAUCUUGAAGGCUCCAUCCCCAUGGUUCUCAGCCAGAACAUUGCCGGUUUCCCCUUCUCUGGUGCUGACGUCGGUGGUUUCUUUGGUAACCCCGAGAAGGAGCUGUUGACGCGCUGGUACCAGGCUGGUGCUUUCUACCCCUUCUUCCGUGCCCAUGCCCACAUUGACUCCCGCCGCCGCGAGCCUUACCUUGCCGGUGAGCCCUACACCACCAUCAUUGCUGCCGCUCUCCGUCUUCGCUACAGUCUUCUGCCGUCUUGGUAUACCGCUUUCCGCCAGUCUUACCUUACCAACGAGCCCAUCGUCAAGCCCAUGUUCUACACUCAUCCCAACGAGGAGGCUGGUUUCGCUAUUGAUGACCAAUUCUUCGUUGGAAAUACCGGUUUGCUAGCCAAGCCUGUCACCCAGAAGGACAAGGAGACCGUGGAUAUUUGGAUUCCUGAUAACGAGGUCUACUAUGACUACUUUACUUACGACAUCAUCCCCUCUGGCAAGGGCAAGACCGUGACUCUCUAUGCUCCCCUCAACAAGAUUCCUCUCCUCAUGCAGGGUGGCCACAUCUUCGCCCGCCGUGACCGGCCCCGUCGGUCCAGCACUCUCAUGAAGUGGGACGACUACACCCUUGUCGUGACCGUCGGCAAGGACGGAAAAACCGCUGAGGGCGACCUCUACGUCGAUGAUGGCGACUCGUACGACUUCGAGAAGGGCCAGUACAUCUACCGCAAGUUUACCCUCGACGGCGAUGCCAAGACCAUCUCAUCCGUUGACGGCGAGGACCGCAAGAAGGUUAAGGAGGGCGACUGGAUAAAGAAGAUGCACCAGGUUACCGUCGACAAGAUCCUCAUCGUCGGCGCCCCCAAGUCUUGGGAUCAGAAGGAGGUCACGGUGGAGUCCGAGGGGAAGACCUGGACUGCUACGGUCGAGUACACCCCCGCCGGAAAGGGCCGGGCCGCAUUUGCGGUUGUCAAGAAGGUUGGCGCGAGGAUCGGUGCCGAUUGGAAGAUUUCCUUCGCCUAG